Ziziphus jujuba (common jujube) is the source of this 1586-nucleotide messenger RNA. RefSeq lists its product as uncharacterized. The transcript is spliced from 3 exons. Bases 433 to 1410 code for a protein of 325 amino acids. The record is from RefSeq and is a predicted model, not a curated record. NCBI's taxonomy places the organism in Eukaryota, Viridiplantae, Streptophyta, Magnoliopsida, Rosales, Rhamnaceae.
CUCUCUCUCACAAAACAAACACCAGCGUAAAAUUGAAAGGAGGGUUUGCCAAUUGCUAUUUCUCUCUCCCUCUCUCUCUCUCUCUCUCUCUCUGGUGUGAAACAGAAAGCCUCUCUUCUAAACUUGAGCUACAUUAUCUAUUAAGCUCGCCUUAGAUUCUGAAACAUCUCAGUUUAAUACAAUUCGUUUUGAUUCCGCUCUCAGAUCCUUGCGACGUAGGAAUCUCUGUACUAGAUAUCUUAGAAUCAAAUCCAUCUGAAAACCCUAAUUUAGUUUUCUUUUCUUUUCUUUUUUGUUUGGGUUUUUGAACUCCAGCUCAUUCCGAUAUUUAUCUUGACGCAUAGUUCGGCGUCUUUACAGAAAGUAAUUUUGCCUGGAAACUCGUUGUUUGCGAACGCGGUUGAGGCUGUUUGAGGUUUGUGGAUUUUGGAUAUGGUGGGAGGUGGGAGCAGGAGGGAAGAGUCCCUGGUGAUAAACAGCACCAACGUUUUUGCGGCGCUCGGGAGCUUGAAGAAGAAGAAGAAAUCGUCGGCGGCUGCUUCGGAGAAGGAAAAGGGAUCGUCAAAGGGCAAAAGUUCGACGAAGAAGCCGGAGAAAGAGCCAGAGAAGGAAGUGUUUUGGGCGCCGGCUCCGCUUACGGUAAAGUCGUGGGCUGAUGUGGAUGACGAAGAUGAUGACGACUAUUAUGCCAUGACGGCUCCGCCGCAAUCGGCGGUCUGGGGUGAGACGGAUUCGAAGGAUGCUAAGGAGCCUGAGCCUGCUGCGGAGGUAAGUGAAAGUGAUGAAGAAGCGAUCGACGAAGUGGAUGAUGAUGCAGAAGAAGAACAUGAAAAUGAGCCUGAACCACCAUUGCAAACCGAGCCUGUUAAGAAGCCUUCUGAAGCUUCUCCACCUCCUAAAGAGUCAGAAAGACAGCUUUCAAAGAAAGAACUGAAGAAAAAGGAGCUUGAAGAACUUGAAGCUGUUCUUGCUGAGUUUGGAUGUAAUACUAUAAGUGAGACCAGUGGCCAGGAUGAUUCCCAUGGUGUUGCACAAGAGAAGAAAGUAGAGAACCACGGUGAGGAGAUGGACAAGAAGGAGAAUGCACCUGCAGAAAGCAAAUCAGCUAAAAAGAAGAAAAAGAAGGAUAAAUCAUCAAAGGAGCCCAAAGAAUCUCAGGACCAGCCCGAUGGCACAGACGAUGGAAAUGCAGCAAAUGAAGUUGCUGGUGCUGAGAAGGCAGAAGAUGCAUCGGCUGUUGAUGUUAAAGAGCGGCUAAAGAAAGCGGCUUCUAUGAAGAAGAAGAAAUCUAGCAAAGAGAUGGAUGCUGCUGCUCGAGCCGCUGCAAAUGAAGCUGCUGCCAGGAGUGCGAAACUAGCUGCUGCAAAGAAAAAGGAGAAGAAUCAUUAUAAUCAGCAGCCGGUGCGGUAAGCUGGCUGGACUUCUUUUGUUCAUCUUUUCUUCAUAUAUAUGAACGUGUACUCCUCUUGUUUAUUUGUUGAAUUCUAAAAUAAACAUUGGAAACCGGUUUUGAACUGGAAUGGCAACAAGAUACUUGUUUUACUCAAAAGGAACAAGAAAAAAGAAAUAUAUGGUCUUUCUUCUCA